AUGGCACAUCAGGAGCCUCUCGCCUACCGGGGCACAGCAACCUCUGCUGAAAACAAAGUAUCACCGGAACGGAGCACCUCGUUCUUUUUGACGGGAAUUCCCAUCGAAACCGACUACCAGGACUUUUUCCUGGGGUUUCGCAACAUCGGAAGCAUCAGGCACUGUCAUAUGAACGAACCAUACGACCGCCACCCUGAAACCUGCGCUGCCAAGGUGGUAUUCUUUACUCGCCUUGCAGCGGAGAUAGCCUUCGAGUCAAUACAAGCCGGAAGCAUCAAGAUCAACGGAGUCCAGCCCAACGUCACCUGGAACCGGUAUCGAACCCCUGAAGAAGCCCCUGAGGGUCGCAGCCGCGUCAUACGCAUUGAAGGGCCCUCGGAUAUUGUCCAUACCUCGGUGCUAAAGAUCCUCUGGUCUGUGACCUUCUGGUGGAACACCGACACCAAAUACGAGAUCGACGAGCUUGACGAGGGUGUAUCAGUCAUCUGGUACUACUUCGCGAGCUACUAUUUUCAGGCCGAAAAUGCAACCAAGGUUUUGCACGAGACUUUCGGCGACAUCGUGGAUGUCAGCUACCAGGAGGAUCCGUGCGCCUAG
Messenger RNA from Anthostomella pinea, 597 nucleotides. The record is from the annotation of a GenBank genome assembly. NCBI's taxonomy places the organism in Eukaryota, Fungi, Ascomycota, Sordariomycetes, Xylariales, Xylariaceae.